This is a messenger RNA of Penicillium soppii, 765 nucleotides long. RefSeq names its product GTP-binding protein EsdC (gene esdC). The record is from RefSeq and is a predicted model, not a curated record. The transcript has a single exon. The coding region runs from base 1 to 765 and encodes 254 amino acids. NCBI's taxonomy places the organism in Eukaryota, Fungi, Ascomycota, Eurotiomycetes, Eurotiales, Aspergillaceae.
AUGGCCGCCGUUCAACUCCAGUUCUCUCUCCGGACCUCCUCCAACGUCAAGACCGUCCACCUCGUCGGAUCAUGGGACAACUACAAGCGCCAGAUUCCCCUCUCCGCCGAUGACAAGCCCGGCGCCUGGUUCGGCAAGUUCCGCUUCCAAACCUCCAUGCUUCAACUCGGCGCCCGCUACUGGUACUACUACAUCAUGGACGGCCACCACGUCUCCCACGACCCAGCAGCUGAGUACACCGUCGAGCCCACCACCGGCCGCAAGCUCAACAUCCUCGAUGUCCCGGGCAAGUCCUCCCGCUCCUCCAAGCCAUCCCGCGACAUCCCCACCGGCCGCGCUCUGUCCCCCUCGCGCAUCCAACACCCAAAGCCAACAAAGAACUACGCCUCCCGCCAUCUCCGCGAGGCCGAAUUCGCCCCAACCGUUGACGACCUGACCCGCCGCUUUGCCGGCUCCCGUCUCUCAGACGACUACUCCUUCAACGGACCUCCCAGCUCCGCGGGCUCUUCCCUAUCUUCCCGCUCCUCGGGCAGCACCUCUCCCUCGUCCCUCUCAUCUUUGAGCGACCGCCCCGUCCAAUGCCGCUGCGAACGCUACGGCAUCACCCGCAAGGGCGACCGCGUCAAGCUCGACUGUGGUGGUUCCCGCUGCGCAGGCUACGACUCUUCCGACGACUGCUGCUCCGACUCCGAGUACGACAGUGAUGAGGAGUACUCCCGCGCUCGCAACGCUGUCCGUCGCCAGGGGAUCUUUGUUCGCCGCUAA